AUGCUACUACGGCUACCACCGCUACAGCUGUUGACACAACUACUUCUGCUGUCGCUACCUCUCCCACCAUCGCAAACAACAAAUCCACCACGCCUCCUCUCCCCUCCCUAUCUGCAUCUACUCCAGGGUUCUUCUCAUGCUCCUCAACAUCCGAGGCAGGAGUCUCCGCAAUCGUUGCAGAACUCUCCCUCCACGACACAGGCCUCUCCUCCGAGUUCAGCGCGCCCUGUCGUGCCCAUUGCCAGUGAUAGCAAUCGCCCAGUAGAGCCCCGCCGUCGUCCCGAACAGGGCGGUGCCACACGCAUGCGUUCCUCAAUCGCCUGCGAGCGCUGUCGCCGCAGCAAGGUGAAGUGCAACAACAAUGGUGCCGGCACUCAGUGCCAGGCCUGCGCCUCUUCGAAGAGAGAGUGCAUCUAUCCGGAACCGGGCACGGGUAGUGGCCGAAGGGAGAGUACCCUGCCGAGCCACCCCAGUUCGACGAGUAAAUCGAAUGGCCAUGUCGAGGCACCUCCCCGCAAGCGGCAGAAACGAACCAUUGCUUCUCUUUCACAGGCAACUCCAUCAAAUGGGUCUUCGCCCGAUCUACUUGAUCUAGAUCCCCAUGUACUUACGCCUAAAGUCUGGAAAGAGCUGUUUGAGAUUUACCAACGGCACUUUGCGUCGGACUUACCUUUCGUCCAUUUCGGCACCUUUCGCAAGCUUCUCCAGCAGCCAAAUUCCAACGAAUCCUUGUUGAGACGUUCGACCCCAUCCUGCCCAAACCAUUACUCGGAGCUGUUCCUGCUUGCAUUUCUUGCCUUGACCUCGCGGUUCCACGACGGCAUUGUCAAGCACUAUGAUCCCCCGGUAUAUCCAAAUAAUAGUGAUCCUCUGCUUGUGGCAGAACGAUACGCAGAAGCCGCGCGGUCUCGGCUGCAUCAGGUCAGGGAUCAGCACAAGAUGGUUGAGCGCGUCCAGGCCUCGUUGAUGUUGUGUCUGCACGAAUGGGGAAUGUGUGAGGGGACCAAGGCUUGGCUAAGCAUGCACGAUGCCGUUGGCCAUGCUCAACUGCUCGGUUUCUACUACGAGGAUACGGACAAAAUCCACGCCCCUGUGCAUCCUAUCAAUCCGAAUGCCGACUUCAUCGCAAUCACCCAGGGUCAUUACGGGUCACAGCCCGAUACAGGCACAUCUGUGGAGGAUAGCUUUGUGGAACAAGAGAUCAAGCGCCGUACCUUCUGGAGUUGUUUUAUCAUGGAUCGCUAUCUCAGUGGUGGCUACAUGCGGCCCAACCAGAUUCGGAUCAGCGAUAUCCAUAUUCAGCUUCCCGCUAGCGACAAGGCCUUCGCUCACGGGACCAGUGUUACGACCUCGAGGCUAGGUGGAGAUGAAGACGAUUCGAAUAACCCACUAGCUAAUUUCAGCAGCUAUGGCUAUAGCAACUUCGGCAGUUCCCCCGCGACAAGUCAUUUCAGUGGCGUGCGCAACGGAUCCAGGCACGAGGACUCGCGUGGCCACCAGCAUAAUGGACAUGAUGAUGGCGACAAGAUGGAGAUUCAGGAAGUCGGCGAGUCCGAGGGAGCGCUCAGCUGCUACACACGAGCAAUCAGUCUGUAUGGCGAAGUCAUGCACUGGUCCUGCACGGGGGGCAGAAGACGGGCUCAAGGAGGGAAAUUCCUCCCGCCCUGGAACGAAAGGUCGGAAUUUUUCCAAUUGAAUAACAGGUUGACCGAGUUCAGAGAUGGGCUACCUCAGGAUCUUCGUCUUUGCGACGCGAACACCACCGCACACAGCGACAACAAGUCAUCGUCACACUAUAUUCUCAUGCAUCUCGCCCUUCUACUCUGCGACAUUAUGCUACACCGCGAAUGGGUGCCAUUCCUGCCAUUCGCAUGUAUCAAACCAGAAGGACCACUGGAUGAACCCCUCGUUCGGGAAGCUCCGCCUCCCGAAUAUCCAAAUUACUGGGAGGAUGUCGCGCGCAAAUGCUUCAAAGCCGCACGAAACAUCAUCGAUCUUCUGGGCACUUAUCAGGAAUGGGAUUCGUUGGUCGAAACGCCUGUCUCGGGAUUCGCCAUGUUCCAAGUUGGUGUCUGUGGCAUUUACUGCAUGUUCUUCCCACAAAUGGACCCCCAAGGCUACAUGUGUAGAUCCCAAGCAGAAAGAGCGAGACGUGCAAUUUCCGGUGAAGAAGGGGACCUUUCUGAUGGCGAACUUGCAACGAGGAAGGCCUUUGAUUUGCUCAUCCAGAUGCAGUCUCGUUUGAAGAUGGCUCGAGGCUGGUGUCGCACAUUGCAGAACCUGGGCGAUUUCUGCAAAAAGAAGGCCAAGGAGUUCAAACGAAGACAGGCCGUUUCUUCCCCCGACAGCAGCAUGAAUUCCAACGCAAGCGAGGGUGCUGGUUUGGACGAAUACAAGAAGCUGGAGAAGUAUCUUAAGGGGUUCUACUCCCUUUCAGAGCUCACAGGCGAGGAAGAUAAGGUGUUGAUUGAGGUUGCAAUUCAUGACAUCGAGAAAGAAAGCGACGUUGGCAGCGAGGGGCAGGAGAGUAAACCACCGCAGCCAGACGGGCCACCUGUAUGGGCGGCAGUUAAUCGCACCAACAAGCCCGAGCCUGUCGCUGAGCAUCACAGCCUUUCGUCCCUGGCUGCAAGCGACAGAUUCCAAGAUGCAAAGAUGGGGCCUUACCCUCAUCAUCCCCGGUUCGACCGAUAUAACACACAUGAGAUGAAUUCACCAAGCGUCCACGACACAUACAACGCGUAUCCAAACCCGAGCAUAUCUGCCGACCGUGAAACGAUUGGUAUCAAUUCACAUAUUCAGUCUGGCAUGCACUCCGACUUGCUACAGCCGCAGACUCACAUGCAAUUUGCAACGACGGAUCCUGCAUUCCAGUUGGGCUUUGCCGCCGUCGAUGUUAUUCAAUUCCAGCACGGAAACGUCAUGCCUGGACCUGUGCCGACCAGGGAUACAAAUUGGUUAGAACAGAUACAGGUGCCUUUGAAUCUCACUCCGCAGCAGCUGCGGCACCUGCGGCAGAUGCAGCAACACCCCCAAAACCAAGGUUGGCGAGGCGCAUAGACGCGACGCAGAGUCCUAAUUCAUUGCCAUGAAGACCUUUUCUUAUAUCCUUAUACGAUUCGAAACCUGAACACAAAAUAUCGGCGGCUUGAGUGUUGACCAGGGAUCAUUCCUGCGGCGCAUGGAUCCAUGACAACCAGCGUGGACGGGCGGGUAACUCUUGAGGCGAUACGAAUACUAUACCCCCAUUCGGCGGUCUUCGUGAGAGAACGAGAUCAUUGUUGCAUUUAAAGCGGGAGGCAAUGUUGGAAGAUACAUUCAGUUUCGUGCUUUCCUUUUUUUUUUUCUGCGCCCAGGAACGAUUGUAUAAAUUCGUUAUGGAGUAUCUUGAUUUUUGAUGCGAUCGAAACGGCCUAUUUCGUUCAUGUUGACUGCGGUAAAGGUCAUGGAAUAUCAAGGUAUAC
Messenger RNA from Aaosphaeria arxii CBS 175.79, 3464 nucleotides. RefSeq lists its product as uncharacterized. The coding region runs from base 1 to 3060 and encodes 1019 amino acids. The transcript has 6 exons. Lineage: Eukaryota; Fungi; Ascomycota; Dothideomycetes; Pleosporales. Gene Ontology annotation, biological process: regulation of DNA-templated transcription; DNA-templated transcription. Gene Ontology annotation, molecular function: DNA binding; DNA-binding transcription factor activity, RNA polymerase II-specific; zinc ion binding. Gene Ontology annotation, cellular component: nucleus. The record is from RefSeq and is a predicted model, not a curated record.